Molecule: messenger RNA, 1203 nt
Organism: Cetraspora pellucida
Lineage: Eukaryota; Fungi; Glomeromycota; Glomeromycetes; Diversisporales; Gigasporaceae
Source: the annotation of a GenBank genome assembly
AUGUCGUCAUUGACGGGGUGCUAUUUCGAUCCCUCUGAACGAGUUGGUAAAUUCAUCGAUAAUGGGUUAUUAGAGAUAACUCAUAUUCUCGGUGUAGGAGCAUAUGGGGUGGUUUACUCAGCGAAAAAUGUCCUUAAUCAACGAGUUUAUGCUGUGAAAUGCAUGCCGAAAGCAAACAUAGAUGCACAACAGCAUAGAUUACAUCUUACAGAGAUUAAUCUUCACGCUCAAGUUACCGGUCAUCCAAAUAUCAUUAGCCUAGAAAAGAUUAUUGAUAUCACAGAUUCUUUAAAUGUUGUUCUUGAAUACUCUGAUGAAGGAGACUUAUUCUCAAUGAUUACCGAAAAAGGGCUAUAUCUUGGAAAUGACGACCUUAUAAAACAGGUUUUUGUGCAAAUUCUGGAUGCUGUCCAGUUUUCACAUUAUCAUGGCAUUUAUCAUCGUGAUUUAAAACCAGAAAAUAUUCUUGUUUUUGACGAUGGAAUGACUGUUAAAAUUGCAGAUUUUGGUUUAGCAACAACAGAUACUUGGUCGAAAGACUUUUGUUGUGGGUCAACUUAUUAUAUGAGCCCAGAAUGUCAAGGUGGACUUUACGAGCGGGUAUCGGGUUACGCGACAGCACCCAAUGAUGUCUGGUCAUUGGGUAUUAUUCUCAUUAAUCUUGCUUGUGGUCGUAAUCCAUGGAAACAGGCCUCUCUUAGUGAUGAAACCUUUUCAGCCUAUGUCCAAAAUCCAGAGUUUUUAAAGACUAUCCUUCCAAUUUCUGAUGAGCUUAACGAAAUUUUAAAAGACGUUUUUGCCCUCGAUCCUGAGAAGCGCAUAACAUUAAGUGAAUUUAAAGAACGUGUGUUAGAAUGCCAUAGUUUUAUCAUGCCAGAAUUUGCUACGUUCUGUGAAAUGCUCGUUGAGCAAGAAAUUGAUGUACCUCCAACAAUUUCACAUGACAUGUGCAGUCAGUCUUCAACGUCUUCUGCAUGUUCAUGGUAUUCCAUGAAUUCGGAGAUGGAUUUUUCUAUUCCUCCAGCCGAAUUUUUGGACGACUAUGAUCGUUGCUCUGUUUCAACGGGUUCCACCUUUAUAUCAACAUUAGCAUCCAGUCAGCCUGACUUGAUUAAAUGUUUCGAGAAUGAUUCAAUAAUUAAUUUGAAGUGUGGUAGUCUUAUAAUGGAUAACCAUCUCCUUCGAACCAAUUAUAUAUUUUAA